Messenger RNA from Paramecium octaurelia, 3486 nucleotides. The record is from the annotation of a GenBank genome assembly. Lineage: Eukaryota; Ciliophora; Oligohymenophorea; Peniculida; Parameciidae.
AUGUUUGCUUAAAAAUAGAUUACUAACAAGUUAUUAUUGACCAAGCUUAGAGAAGUUGAAGAAAGAAAUGAUACCUAGUCAGCUCCCUCCUUUAUGAAUCAAACUGUUACUAAUAAUAACCAGCAUAUCAGUGAUUAAAUUAGAAAGGCAAAACAAGAGGCAUUAAGUUUACACACAAGUUGUAAGUCAACCUAGCAUUCUCCGAAGGCUUCAUUAGAUCUUUCGGAAUUUAUUAAGCAAACUAAAAUCUAAUAAAUUACCCAAUAAAAAUUGUUGAUGGAUAAAAAGUUCUAAAGACUUACAAUUUCGAAAGUUCGUGAUGAUGUAAGCCAUUUUUAUGAUUAAAUUCGAUAACCUGCCACAACAAGUAUGUCAAUUUUCAUAAAUAGGGGAGUAACGCAGUUUUUAGCCCAGACGUUAAGGGACAACUUUCCAUAAGAAAUCAAGAAGUGGUUAACAAAUUCAUCUAAUCGAUAUGAAGGAAUAUUAAAAAUUAGAAGUUGGUUUGAAUAAGGAAAUAUCCUCCUUGCAUACAGAAGAUCCUGGAGGGAGAGUUUAGAGUAUCCAACUAAAAGAUUGGUUCUAAAAAUAAUAGUCUGGAGAUCUGAUACCCUUAUUAACAGUUACAAUGAACGAAUUGAUUAAAUCGUUGAAAAGAGAAUGUUUAGAAAGAGGAGAAUUAGUUGAAUAAAUUUGGGACAAAGUUAUUCAAAUGGUAAAUAAAAUUAAAUUUGAUGCUGAAAUAUUGCUUAAGAAAAAUGAUGUCUAAGUAAUGGAUGAAUAGGCGAGAGUGUAUUUUAUUUAUUAAGAAAAAAUGUCAGACUUAUAAACUCAAAUUUAGGAUGUCUAACUUAAAUACACUCAAGAAGUCAUUCAACAUAAUGUAAGUAAAUAGGAAUAUAAGGAAUUGGAGGCAAAUUUCAAAAAAAACAGAGCAUAAUUAAAUGAUCUAAGAAAGAUUGCCUCGUUUUUAUAAAAGAAAUUAAAAUAAUCUCACUAAGAAAUUGAAAUUCUCAACAGAAAGCUAUAAAUAAUAACUUAGAAGUAAUUAGAAUCAUAAUAAUAAUUACAAAGAGAUAUAAACAGUAGUCACCAAUAAGUUAAUAGCUAAAAGAUUUUAAUAAAGUAAGAGAGCAUGUUUUCGUAAAGGUAAUCAUAAGUUUUGCAACCUCCUCUAUUAAAUCAGCCAUAACAAUCCUAGCCACAGAAGAUAUUGUAACAUAUCACUAAUUCCAAUUAAAUUUAAUCAGGACGAAGAAUGUCUUAUUUAGGUAAUUCUCAAGUUCAAUAAACCUAACAGGAGAAAUCAAGUUCAUCGGAUGAAGAUGACUUAAUGGAUGGAUUAUUGGAUGAUAAAAAUAUCAUAGAGAUGGACAAUAUGGUGAUGAACAUGGAUAAGAUCAUUAAAGUAGCCUGUGUAGAGACCUAAGUUGAACCCGACAUACUUAAUUUAUAUUAAAAGACUUAGGAGAUACAAACAAAUAUUGUGAUGAUGGCUAAAGAUUUCAAUCUGAUAACUGAUACUUAGACUAAAAUUCAAAGUGUGUUGGAGCAGUACAAGCAAAGAAGCCAAGUUGAAGAGACUCUCAAAUUGUGUGAGGAUAAAGCAAAUAAAGCCUUUUCUGGUCGAUAAUUGAAUUAGAUAAUUGAAUCUAAAUUUCUGAAUAAAGAUAUCCCUUCUCCAGGAGUGACUAAAUUAAAUUAACUAAGACAAGAUUCCUUUAGAUCUAAGAAAGCUGUGAACUAGUCAAUUGAAUAGGUAACUAGUAAUGAUCAGAGUAUGGAUAUCAAUUCUGAUCGAUAUUUAGACUUAGAUAAAGUGAAAACAUUAGUGAUAAUGAUGCAAAGUUUGGAGAAUAAAAACAAGGAAUUGCAAUACAUAAUUGAAUAGAUGAAUGAGAGAUGCAAUUAACACAUGGUAGAAUUAGAGGAUACAAGAAGCAGAGCAGUGUCUAUUGGUACAUUUAAGAUUUUAAAAGAAUAAUAAUAAUAAUAAUAGUAGACUUAAAAAUAGUUGGAGGGAGAAUCAUCUUCUGAGUAAUUUGCAAAAUUCAAUUCAUCUUAAAAAAUGAUUAGAAAAUAGAGAGAUAACAAGAAGUUAAAUUAAGCAAAACUGAUUUUCAAAGGUCCUUAAUUAGGCCAGAAGGUCAAUAUAGUUUAUGAAUUCUAAAAGGUGAAUGCAGGUCCACAAUUAGUUGAGAAAAUCAAAUUAAAGUAAUUACCUAAAAUUAAACAUUUUAUGCCUUUAAAAUUAUUAUUAAAACAGAUCACAGUAAUCUAUUAGGAUAGAAUAUAAUAAUAGAAGGAUAAUCAGGCGUUUAAAGAUUAAGAUAUGGCUUCAUUUGUUUAUAGUUAUUUUCUUUAAUAAUUUGGCAUAAAGAAAAUAGCAGAGUAAAAAUUUUUGAUUCUUAUAGUUUCAGUUAAACAUUAUAAAUAAUUAGUAAGAAUAAACAAUUUUGCAAAAUUCUUAGGAUUAUUUGAUGACUGUGUUAAUUACACAAUAGAUGAGAUGAAAAAAUACUUGGAGGCUUUUGAUUACGUUACAAAUGUGUCAACUCUUGGUGUCUUGAUUGGAGAUUAGGAAUCUGAGGUCCGAUAUUUUGUGCCUUAUGUCAGAGCAUAAUAAUAUAUAGGGAUGUUUGCAGAUUCUAGAAUGACUGUUGAAGAGAAAGAAGAACUCAAAAAGGAAUUAGAUCUAUUAAAAGAAGUAGAUACAAAAACAUCUAAUAGAUAACCUGUGAUAGAUUUUGAUUAGUUUAUGAUUCAAAUGUUCGUGAAGUAUAAAAUCUUGGUAAGCAGGGCCAAGGAAUAUGUUAUUAAUGCAUUUGCUGCAUGUGAUUUAGGUAAUCAAAGUAUUAUAUAUUAAUUAGAUGGCAAUGGAAUGUGUAAUUUUGAAGAAUGGUAUUUAUUGCUUAGACAUAUAGAACCUGAUAGAUUGACUAAUGAUGAGAUUUCUGAAAUUUUCUUCACAAAUGCUGAUUUAUUAAUUAAGGGAGAGCAGAAUUUUUCAUUUGAAAAGUUUGCUGUAGUGUGUGUGGAGUAUGGAUUAUUUUCAGAGGAAGCUUAGAAUUAAUUCUUAUAGAUAAAGGGCACGAAAACAGAGAUUAUGAUAUAGGUAGAAAUUGAUAAUAAUGUGGAUAGUUUUAAAAAUUAAUUGAUGGAUGGGUUGGAUAGAGGAAGGUAAUAGAAUAAAGAUUUGAAUAAUUGACAUUGUUGGAAACAGAGAAAAUAGAUUCGUGGAGAGAGAUCAUCGAAACUUUGGAGAGAAAGAUCCUUGAUUUGAAAGAGCAUUUAACAUAGGCUGGAGUUGAGAAGAAAGUGAAGCCGCUUUUAAUUGCUAAUUUACUGUUGAAUAAGGAAUCUGAGAUGUUAUUAGAAUUGUAAGAAGAUAUGGAGGAUGACGGAUCACCAAAGGCUAAGGGAUUGCAAUAAAAUUUUGGUUCGAAUGAAUCUAUUCGUAUACAAAUGGAUAUUAUAAAGGAAUGA